CCAGUCACAGGCGCAGAAACGCAAGGACGCGGUGCUACGGAGGCGCCCUGCAGGAAAAAGGCUCGCGCUGCUCCGCAGAGACGCUGUGCUGAGGCUUUUAUGAUGAGAGGGGAACCUCUGGAGACUCCCCGCCGCGCGUCACCGCACUAAACGCAUCAUUCUUAUCUCUAUCUCCCGUUUUGGAUACACGGACUGAUACCGUUGCUCAGUUUUGGAAUCAUGAGCGCUUCCUUUCGGAUGCUUCAUCGUUUGGGAAUUUAACUGUUGUUGAAGAUACUGUGCGUUUCAUUUCGUCCGGGAAGCCAUGGAAUUCUCUUUGCGAAUUCAUCUUUUCACAGCUCUGGUCUACUGCGUAGAGGUUUUGUCUCAAGCGGUACAACCUGUGAGGCAUCCAGGCCUGCAGGUGCUGGCCACCGCCUCGCAUUACUGGCCCCUCGACGCCGUGGACGGAAUCCGCGAGCUGUGGGACCGGAUUGGAAACAGACCAGGUUAUGUUAACGGCAGCAGCAUAACACUGAGAGUCCACAACCACACUGUGCUCCCUUCCUCCCAUAACUCUUCUUAUGUGUAUACCAAUGACUCUGCCUACACUAACAUUUCCGCGACAGUAGACAUUGUUGAAGGAAUGGUCAACAAGGGCAUCUUCCUAAACGGGGACAACGGCGGCACCUUCCUUCACUUUGGCAACUACCAGAACUCGUGCAUCAGCGACCCCACGCUGUGCGGCCCCGAGGGAAUUACUUUUUCAUUUUUUUGGAAAAACCAUGAGGUCGAAUCCCGUUUCGCUGUAGCAUCUGGUGGGAAAGUUAUUUCCAAUGGCUUUUCUGUGUACACCAAUCCCCUGGGAGGAUACGUGGAGUUUUAUACUCGAGGAAACAACCACAGAUGGAAGGCCAAUAUUCCUGUUCCAGGGCCGUACUGGACCCACGUCCUCUUCACGUGGACAAAAACGGACGGCCUGAAGGUCUACAUCAACGGGACCUUCUCUGCCGGCGACGCGGCCGGCAGCGUCUCCGACAGCUACGGGGACCCCCACCCCGACCUCGUCAUCGGAACGGGCAACAACAGGGCCUACGGUCAUUACGUAACGGGCGCCUUUGAUGAGUUUGUCAUCUGGAAAAAGGCUCUUUCGCCCAGUGACAUAUUGCUGUACUACAGCGCAGCGAUAGGCCAGGCCUUUGUUUCUGCUACAACACCCAGAUUCCCGGAGAAAAUCACUGCAACGACGCCAGCGGCCAGAGCCACCGGAGCGAGCCUUCCCACCCUCAGCAGUCUGGAGAAGCAGCUCCAACUCUUCCACGAGCAGCUGUCCACGCCGGUGUUCAGCGCCAUGACGGGCCUGCCCAAUAAGACCAUACCUCACUACACGGCCGUUAACCUCACGCAGGCUUUUCUCAAGAGUUUGGAAGAUGUGCUCUACUCCCCGGGCCUGCCAGAGCAGUCCACCCACGUGGCCAGCGGCCUCAUCAAGACCGUGGACACGGUGAUGGAACACAUGGUGACGAACCUGGAGCCCAGCCCGCUGUCUCCCAUCACGCUGGGCGGAUCGUCCGGCGUUGCAGAUUACUCCAUGAUGAAGAUCCCACACAGCUACAGCCUGCCGCAUUACCGCUUCCCAAUGCAGGGCAAGAACUACAUCUCUGUGCCUGGAGAGGCCUUCACGGUACAGUAUCAAACCACCAUCGUCGGCCUCAUUUACCACAACAUGCACAGCUACUACAAGGAGAUCAGCCCCGUGAAGACCAGGAUCAAUGAAGCAGCCGAUUUCAAGGAUCACAACAUCCACGUGGCAAGCUAUCUAAUAUCCCUGAAGGUGGAGCCUACGCCGGCGCUGUCCUGCAACCUCUCCGGGACGCCGCUCAUUAAGAUCGUCCUCACCCAUGUCCUGACAAAAGAACAGCAGGACCGAAUACAAAACGCGAGCAACCAAGUCUUCCUCUACUGCGCUUUCUUGAACUACAGUUCGAGCGAAGCUGUAUGGUCCAAUGAAGGUUGUGUGCGCUCCGAUGGAAACAUGACGUACUCGGAGUGUUUGUGCAACCACCUCACCAACUUCGCCAUCCUUAUGCAAGUGGUGCCCCUAAAGCUCUCGUCCAGCCAGCAGAUGGCGCUGUCAACCAUUGGUUAUGUUGGCUGCUCGAUUUCCAUCUUCUGUCUCGCCAUCACGCUGGUCACCUUCGCCGUCCUGUCGUCAGUCAGUACUAUCCGGAACCAACGCUACCACAUACAUGCCAACUUGUCCUUUGCCCUUUUGGUGGCUGAGAUGUUGCUCUUGAUCAGUGCUCGCUUCGACCCUGGCACGCUGCCUUGUAAGAUCAUGGCUAUCCUGCUCCACUUCUUCUUCCUGAGCGCCUUCGCGUGGAUGCUGGUGGAGGGCCUCCACCUGUAUAGCAUGGUGGUGAAGGUGUUUGGCUCCGAGGGCAGCAAACAUGUGUACUACUACGGCAUCGGCUGGGGUGCUCCAAUGCUAAUCUGUGUGGUGUCGAUAACAUCAGCUCUGGACAGUUAUGGCGAAAUUGACAACUGCUGGCUGUCACUGCAACACGGGGCCAUUUGGGCGUUUGUGGCGCCGGCUCUGUUUGUCAUUGUGGUGAACGUUGGGAUUCUGAUAUCUGUGACCAGAAUCAUAUCUCGAAUCAGUGGCGAGAACUACAAGGUCCACGGAGAUGCCAACGCAGUCAAGUUGACUGCGAAGGCUGUGGCUGUGCUUCUGCCUAUACUCGGCAUUUCGUGGGUUUUUGGCAUUCUCACUGUCAACUCCAGCUCGCUGCCGUUCCUGUAUAUCUUCACUGUAUUCAACUCUUUACAGGGUUUCUUUGUCUUCUUGUUUCACUGUCUUCUAAACUCUGAGGUCAGAGCUGCUUUCAAACACAAAACCAAGGUUUGGUCUCUCACCAGCAGCUCCAUCCGGAACAUCAACGUGAAGCCGUUCAACUCUGACAUUAUGAACGGAAACAAGGAGGGCGUCACCCCCACCAAGAUGAACACGUGGGACAAGAGCACCAAUUCAGCCAAUCGCAUCGACCUGUCCGCCGUGUAGAGCACAGUUCAGCAUUUAUUUCUGUGCCCAACGCUCGGCGUGUAGAAUGACAAACACUGCCUGAGUCUCUUAUGCAACCAAUCGGACACUCCAAUCCGCUGAAAUGAAAGGUGAACCCGCGAAGGAGGUGUGUUAGUGACUAAUAGCAUCACCUUUAAUGUCAGCCUCUCUCUGAUGACUGUGCCUCACGGUUUGUGUCCCAAGUAUAUAUUGUGUUCCUGAAGACAAGAACGGGGUCCUGUGACAAAACGCAUAGGUGUAGUUCACGGUCGGACGACACUAGCUGUGUAGUGGAGUGUAGUUCGGGGAGGAUAACUAAGUGGCAAGUAUUUAUUUAAAAGAAAAGUCACGGAAUUGAGAAGACGUUUAAAUGUUUUUUGCUGUAAGUUAGAUGACGGGUUCUUGAUAACGUUGUCAUGCAGGUUUAGUAAACAUGAGCAGGUGUCAGCAACAUGUCACUUCAGUGUGGGGACUUGAAACAGAACAAAUCAGCCUGUUAGCUCCUCUGAAGCUCAUUUCACACGUCAUAUGUCCACUAUUAAAGCUGUCACUGAAAAGUGUAAGGAAACCACAAUAAACCUAGUGUCUAAGCACGGCAAAAAAACAAACAAUCUCAGUUUACACAGGAUUGUGUUUUGACAUUUUCAAUACAAGAUUAUAAAAUACAAGAGUAUAACAUCAAUUUACUUGCUGAAAAAGUAUAAUAAAAAAUUUGACUUGUGUAGUUUUGGGGCUAUAGAAUCAUUGGACCAGGGAAAGCUAUGUAUUUUCCUUGAACAUAGUUAGAAGCAGCAACUUAAAGGUUCCAACAGCAGUUAACAGUAUUUAGUAUUAAAAGGGGGAGAUUGAUUAUUUUACCUAGAAGAAAAACAUGAUUCAUUUAGCUUUAAUCCUGUUUUGGGGACAAUGCUGCACAACGACAACAGACAACAUCGUAAUGGAUUAGACCUAUUUCUCAUCUAAUGUAUUUAUUUAUUCUGUGAUUCUAAGUCAUAGCAUCUUCUGUAAGUUGUCACAGUUCAGCAAUCAAUAUGUUUGUGUUUAUUUUGUGUGUUAUGACCCGACUGUGUAUUUGCAGUACCUCACGUCUUAGCAAGUGUGUUAAGCUUUUUUAAGGAAAAGUGAACAAUGGUUGUAAUCCGCACACAAUUCUGUGAAGUUUUAUGGAAUCGUUGGCAUUUCUGCUCAUACUCUCUUUCAGACUUUCAUCAGUUUCGAGGUAAUAAAAUAAGAAGUUCUCCAAUGGAAAGACUUGAUUAGGUUGUUGCUUUUUUAUCAUACUGUGAGAAUUGGACUGUUGACAUUUUUAAAUGUCAUCUUACACUGUACCAAAAUGAAGUUCCCUGAAGUAACUCUGUGCCCAUUUAUCAUGUCAGUUACAUACUUCAAUUUUUCUAAGCUUGUAUAUAUUAUUUGAUAAUUGUUUUCUUAUGGUACUAUGGUCUGUGCUUUCUAUUAUCUUCAUUAAAACAAAUCAGUGUCA
This is a messenger RNA of Betta splendens (Siamese fighting fish), 4523 nucleotides long. RefSeq names its product adhesion G protein-coupled receptor D1 (gene adgrd1). Bases 305 to 3040 code for a protein of 911 amino acids. Gene Ontology annotation, molecular function: G protein-coupled receptor activity. Gene Ontology annotation, cellular component: membrane. Lineage: Eukaryota; Metazoa; Chordata; Actinopteri; Anabantiformes; Osphronemidae. The transcript is spliced from 26 exons. The record is from RefSeq and is a predicted model, not a curated record. Gene Ontology annotation, biological process: adenylate cyclase-activating G protein-coupled receptor signaling pathway; cell surface receptor signaling pathway.